Molecule: messenger RNA, 432 nt
Organism: Alternaria burnsii
Lineage: Eukaryota; Fungi; Ascomycota; Dothideomycetes; Pleosporales; Pleosporaceae
Exons: 1
Coding region: 1-432 (143 amino acids)
Molecular function (GO): zinc ion binding
Source: RefSeq, a predicted model, not a curated record
AUGGCUUCGACCAAACCCGUCUACGCCGACAAGGCUACCUUUGAGAAGUCCGGCUUGGCUCCCUACCUCACAACCUCCACCAAAGCAGAUUGCUGCAGCAUCUGCCUGAAAGACCUCGCUUGCGAGGCAUCAGAGACCGCCCACAAGCCUCUGACCAAAGCUGAACGAAAACUGCUCGACGAUGAAGUCGACACAUAUCAAGACAUCUCCGACAUCCACCGCCAUCAAUACGCUCAUCGCCACCACAACGAAGAAGAGCAAGUCGGAGCAAGGCUAAAUGCCUGCGGUCACGUUUUCGGCAAGACAUGCAUCGACACAUGGCUGAAGGACAGCAACUCCUGCCCAAUGUGCAGGAUCGAACUCUUCCCCAAGAGCGUACGCCAACGUUGCCAGCCAGACUUUUCUGGUGGCAGAGUAGUAGGAUGGUUUUAG